GUGUUCCCAAGAGCCUAUGCAAUAAAGACGAAAGCCUUUGUAAUCAACCUCUCGACUCCAAGCCUGUUAAUUCUUACACCACUAAGAACCACUUUCGAGCCUCCAACAAUUGAUGACGCCGACGUGAUUCGCUACAUCUACAUUUGGAUAAGGUAGGCAAUGAAAAAACCUGUGAAACCUUAUGAAUGCCUAGAUACGAAUCUUGAACUAGAGAAAGUAAAAGGCUUUGGAGGAGAGGAGUGGUUACAAAUGCUUUAAAUUGCUAGGAUGUAUGUUUCCCUGAAUGUAAGGAAGAUUGAAUGUUAAAUGUUUCUUGCUAAAAGCUUUUCUACUGUCGUACCCUGUAAACUCGGGCAAGGAUUUUUCCGGCGAUCUCUAUUAUAACCCGUAUGUUUAGGUACAAAUAUACUAUGGGCCUCUUUAAACAAUAUUCGAGUAAACUGAGGACAUAACUUUUUAGGACUUUUUUGAAUCUAGCAAAAGGGUAAAAAUCAAAAAAGUCUGGACAAAUCGUCAAGUAACCAACAAAUGGUUAACAGUACGUGUGUGAUGACUGUAAUUGCGUUACGCUUCAAAACAAGGCUGUUGGGAAAAUCAUGUUAGCCAAAGAUGUUGAAAAUUCGACGAGCAUCUGCGUGACUAACGUUUUCAACAGACCUCAAACAAAUUAUUAUUGUAAUAUCCGUCCUGUCUAGUUACACUAUUAACAACAAGUGACAGCAAAGUAUAGAGGCCUCUAUUACUGUUGUCGAAAGUGAGUCAGGACUAGCUAUCCGAAAAGAGUCAUCUUAAGACGUGCUGAAAAAAACGUAGUUAGAUAGAUAUCCGUAGAUAAUGUAUAUAAUGUAUAAGAAAGCUAUGUUUUUAUGACAUUCCGAGAGAUGGGAGUCUUGGGAAGUUCCGAAAGUUCCUAAGGCAGCUGUGUUCAAAAGGCUGUUGAAAGAGCAAGAGGAACAAAAACACUAAAAUCUCUGUUAAAAUGCUAAAAAACAUGUGUAAAAUGGAGUCAGGUUAAAAACGAAGAAGAAAACCUAUUGACUGUUUUGAUAUUAACACGUAAACCCUGACAAAAUCAGCAAAGUUGAGUCUGAAACAUGAGAGAUUACGGCUGUUGCGCAAUCGUUCCAGGCUCACUUCAGAAGAGUGGCUUGUAGGGGAGGGGGUGAGCAAGGGUUUUUCAAAAUAAAGGCGUCGCCCUGAACAAUGUGUGAAUAUCGUAAAUCAGCAAUAGAUGAGAAGAAUGAAUAUAUAGGAGAAAUGAGAACAAUAAUUUAACUAAUUGAUGAAAUUACCGAAUGUAAAAUUAUGAAUUUAAUUAGUAAAAAUGUUCAAUUUGAGAAAUAAUUAAAGUAAUUAAAGUAAAGAACAAGCAAGUGCUGGACCUGGUAGAAUUGUGGACUAUGAAUGUGCGUGUGCGGUUGAGAAUAUGUGGGCACACUGAUUUUCAGUCUUUUUAAGGAAAAACUGCCUAAUUACCCGUAUAAAAUUAACAGACAAGCCUAAACUAAGAACAUGGCUGAUCACGCACAAGAAAUGGUGAAGAACGAUAAAUGUAUGGAAUUGAGAAGAUAAAUAUGGAAAGGUUUAACAUUGAUGUUAACAAGGUCAUAAUCCUGAAGAGUUUUAAUGUUUGUAUAUAAAGGAUAGGAGUAAAGUUGUGACAUAGGAAGCAUUGUGUCUGCUGCUUUGCGGCCCGCUCGGCCCCCACCUUUUCUCAUUUGGGACGAGGGUUUCCUUAGGAUGAGAGGUGGGGGCCGGGCCCGGCGCGGGGCAGAGCAGGGAGCAGUGUGACCUGAACAGAAUAAAAUCAAAUAAUGGUGGCAUAUCCUUAGACCAACAGAAGAGGAAACAUUAAAAAACAAGUAAAUGUAUAUAAUUUCAAGAUAAGUCAACAAUUUAAACUAUGAUAGGAAAAUAUCUGUGUAAAGUUUGUAGAAACUGACCGGAAAGGUUUCAAGGGGUUGAAAUGUUUAAAGUAACUGUAAGCAAAAAAAAUCUGAAAGUAAACUUGAAGGAAUGCAUAUAUAAGUUGUCUCACAUUCUCUUCUCUCUGAACAUUACAGACGGAGAGGCGAAAAUCUGGCACAAGUACAACAAAAGGGUUUACACAAGCCCUUUCUCAAAGUGUUCAUAUAGGAAGUAAUAAAAAUAGAACUGUGUUUCUGUUGCGUGUGCAGAGUGAUUUUCCCGUUCAAAAAGGCCACUGCCACAUAAAUGCUAUGCACAAACACAUACAUACUAUACAGGGGUAUAGUCUUGAGAGUUUCUCCAAACUGAUUCAUAUCUCAUUAUAGUUGGUGAUAGAGAGGACAAGGGUUGUUUUGACUUGUUGAAUGAUAUACCUGUAUUUGAGCUUAGAUCACCGAGCUGCUGUGCCUAACAGCUACCACCCGUGGCAGAGAGAGCAAGGAUGCAGGAGGGAAGAGCAACCCCUGACCAGACUCUCUCUACAGCACCCCAUGUGUUCCAGAUGAGUACUAGCGCUGCCCCACCCAGAAGGACUUUGGUUGAGAGGAGAGGGGGGCAGAGGCAAUGCCAAUUCCAACAGGGGCAGAUAAUGAAAUGCUGGAAACUGUUUUAACCCACGAACAACUUUUAGCAACAUACUUCUACGUAAGAUGUCUGCUGGAUGAAGCCGAGCAGCGUGCCAAGGCUGACAGGAUCCCAAGACCACAUGAUGACAUCACUGAUGUCCAAGCUGGGUUCCAGUCUGCAGUAGUGAGACUUAAGGUACAGGGAGUGGGAAGUACAUCAAUUGACUCUCUUAACAGGCGUCCUAUGUCCACUGGAAAGACCCUCCAUGAGCAGCCCAACAAGCUCCCAGAUGGGGGUGUCGACGCAAGGGUGUAUCUACUAACUGAAAAAGGACUGAAGGACCUCGAGAGAGACGUUGGAAAAGGAGCUCGCAAAGAAUGCAAGAAAGGAAAACAAUCUUCGACCAUCCCCCUUCCAACUGCCUCAUGCGAUCCACCUACUGGCCAGGAAGAUUGGCCGCCCCCUUACGAAUGGGGGAAUGGAGGUCAAAGGGCAAUGACAGAGGCCAUGCUGUCCCGAGGAAACCCCACCCUGCAACAAGGUAAAAAAGUACGGCUUUGCUGGGGAUGUGGAGGAAAAGGACAUUUUAAGCAGUCCUGCCCCGGCCGAAGACAGAAUGACACCCCAGUUAGAGUUCCAGUGACGGAGGGCUGUGGGCAGCCACCUAGAGCAAGACAAUUUUUGUUUCAGGAACCCAGUGGUUUGAGUGAUUUGCUGUGGUGGACAGGACUAAAACAGGUACAGUUAUUACAGUUUGAUUAAAUAUCCCCAAACUCUGCUUGAAAGCAGGAGAUAUAAAGAAGAGGUCAAAAUAUUAUUAAUAUGUGAAGGAAUAUGAAGAAUUUGGGUUGUCACUGACUAACAUAUUUUUUCUAUCCCUUAGGAAUCGCAUAGAUAUGAACUAUGCGAUGGGGGGAAGGGGGGAUAGG
This is a messenger RNA of Hypomesus transpacificus, 3464 nucleotides long. RefSeq lists its product as uncharacterized. The transcript has 2 exons. The coding region runs from base 2533 to 3297 and encodes 254 amino acids. The record is from RefSeq and is a predicted model, not a curated record. Gene Ontology annotation, molecular function: zinc ion binding; nucleic acid binding. NCBI's taxonomy places the organism in Eukaryota, Metazoa, Chordata, Actinopteri, Osmeriformes, Osmeridae.